This is a messenger RNA of Syngnathoides biaculeatus (alligator pipefish), 2230 nucleotides long. Its product is annotated as zinc finger protein ubi-d4-like. The coding region runs from base 116 to 1339 and encodes 407 amino acids. The record is from RefSeq and is a predicted model, not a curated record. Gene Ontology annotation, cellular component: nBAF complex. NCBI's taxonomy places the organism in Eukaryota, Metazoa, Chordata, Actinopteri, Syngnathiformes, Syngnathidae. The transcript is spliced from 11 exons. Gene Ontology annotation, biological process: nervous system development.
UUUAAAAAAAAAAAAAAAUCACAAAAAUAAAAAAUAUGACGCCGUCUGCCGCAGUGGGUUUACGUCGCUAGCUACAGUGCGCUUGCGCAGUUUCCCUCCACACAACUGCACAAACAUGGCGGCGGUCGUCGACAGUGUUGUGAAAGUGCUGGGGGAGCAGUAUUACCGAGAUGCUAUGGAGCAGUGUCACAGCUAUAAUGCCAGACUGUGUGCUGAGCGUAGCAUCCUCAUGCCCUUUCUGGACUCACAGACCGGUGUGGCUCAGUCUAACUGCUACAUCUGGAUGGAGAAGAGACACCGGAGCACAGGUGUUGCUCCAGGUCAGCUGUAUACUUACCCAGCUCGUCGCUGGAGAAAGAAACGGCGCUCUCAUCCCCCCGAGGACCCCCGAUUGGCCUUCCCCCCUCUCAAAGCAGCAGAUUUGGAGUUGGGCCUGAAACGUGAUUCCUUAGGGGUAGUGGAUGGGAGCAGUUUGGAGGCUCUAUUGAAGGGCGAGCCUCUUGAUAGGAAAAGUGCUGUGACGGAGGUACGAGGUCCUGAGGACGAUCCAGCCAUCGUAGACCCCCCCACUAGCUCUACAACGACUCACACGUCGUCUGGACGUGUCCGCAAGAGAGUCCUUGACCACGAUGACUAUCUGGAUGACUUAGACGAUGAAGACUUUGAAGACGAGACCCCCAAGAGGAAAGGCAAGAGCAAAUCUAAGGGUCGCAGUGACAAAAAUGGCAAGAAGAAAAGUGAAGCUGCAGCUGCAGCUCUGGAGGAAAGAGACAAACCUUACGCCUGCGACAUCUGUGGGAAGCGCUACAAGAACCGCCCAGGCCUGAGCUACCACUAUACACACUCUCACCUGGCUGAGGAGGAGGGGGAGGACCGCGAGGAGUUUGAGGCACCACCCACUCCUCGCCAGCCUGAAGAGCAGAAGACAACUAAAAAGGGCCCAAAUGGUUUGGCGCUGCCUAACGAUUACUGUGACUUCUGUCUGGGAGACUCCACCUUGAACCAAAAGACUGGCCAAUCAGAGGAGCUUGUGUCCUGCUCAGACUGUGGACGUUCGGGGCACCCCACAUGUUUGCAGUUCACGCCUGUUAUGAUGGCCGCCGUGAAGACCUACCGCUGGCAGUGCAUCGAGUGCAAGUGCUGCAAUGUUUGUGGCACUUCGGAGAAUGAUGACCAGCUGCUGUUCUGUGAUGACUGUGACCGAGGCUACCACAUGUACUGCCUUAGUCCCCCCAUGACCGAACCUCCCGAGGGGAGCUGGAGCUGCCACCUGUGCCUGGCUCUACUCAAAGAUAAAGCCUCCAUCUACCAGCAGAACCAGAGCUCGGCCUCUGAGUGACGAAGCACCAGAUAGUCCGUCUAACCCCCUCAGUCACAUGUCAACACGUCAGUGCACCUCUCUCCAGGACAGUUGUCCAAUUCUGUCCAAAUGUCGCUCAGUAACCUCACAGGUCAGCAGCAGAAAUCUUCUUGGGUCGACACGGGAGAGGGAGGAAGGUGGAGGGGUGGCACGUCGUCCCCAUAACAGACCUCACAUCAGUUCAAUUGUGGCUCAAAGUGAAGCGCCAACCUGCCAGCGAAGCUGUCUUAACACAAACACGUACACACUUGUCCUGGACUGCUGCAACGCUGACAUGAGAACGAAAGAACCAUAGCAACAGCUGCCUCCACGUGAGCUCCCGGGAGGAAAUGGAGUAGCCGCACUGUGCUAUGUUUUGUUUUGUAUUUCUCUGCCAAAUGAUCUAUUUUUACCGAAAGGAUGCGGAGGGGGCAAAACAUGCCACAAACAGUAUGUCGAUGGCGAAUUCUCUUAAUAUUGUUAUUGUUCUGGUUACUAGUGGACUUUGGUAGUGGCAUUUGUCUGUGUACUUUGUCUGAUCGUUUGGAGCAUUUUUUCAUUUGAGAGGGUUACAUUAUAGCUUACUAUCGUUUUGCUAUUAGUAUUUAUCAACCAAAGGGUGCUCAUAGUCUUGAGUUUUUUUUCCAUAUCAUAGCAUGAUUUAAAUUCACUAUACAGCUCAUUACCAUAGCCACAUUUAUUUUACAGUUGUGGAGGCCACUCGUAGUGACCCCAGUUUUUUUAUAUUAUAUAUAAUAUUCAUUGGUGUUGAGAUCAUUUUCUAAUAGUUUUGUAAAGUGUGUGGUAAACACUUCCAUGUAAUACAGCUUCUUAAACAUUCUGUGUACUGUGUUGCCAAGUUUGUAUUUUUGUUUUGCCUGUGACUUGAAU